CUGUUAGAAACGUCAAAUUGCAUCCACGCAAGAGCUAAGAACGAGCUUGCCGAAUUGCGCCUCGCCGACACAAAACAACUCGGUCUCAAGUGCAAACGAGGAAAACUUUACAAGCGUCUCUCUGGCUGUAUGACACCACGAUAGCUGUAUUGGUUUAGCGAGGCGGCUGCGCACGUCAAGCCCUCGCGGGUCGGCGCGAGGAGCUGCGAAGGAUGAAGCAUGUGGAGCAAAAGAAAGAGCAGCCAGCACCGCUGGUCUGCACGAAGGACCCCUACAAGGAGCAGAACCUGCCGCGGAAAAUCCAGCAAAUCAGCUUCGGCGUGCAGACGCCGCAGGAGAUUGUGAAAUGCGGUGUGCUACAGGUGUACGAGCGUGCGCUGUACAAGAUGCCGGAGCGUGUGCCGGCGGCCAACGGCGUGCUGGACCGCCGACUGGGCGUGAGCAACAAGAACUACGUGUGUGAGACGUGCGGGCACAAGCUGGCGGACUGCGCCGGGCACUUCGGCUACAUCAAGCUGGAGCUGCCGGUGUUCCACAUCGGCUACUUCAAAAACACGGUGCAGAUCCUGCAGUGCAUCUGCAAGGCCUGCAGCCGCGUGCUGCUGCCGGACGAGGAGCGCCGUGUGUGGCUCAAGCGCUUCCGCAACCCGCGAGUGGAGCGGGUGCAGCGCGGGCUCAUGUUCCGCAAGCUCAACGACCGCUGCAAGCGCCAGCGCAACUGCCCCUACUGCGGCGAGUACAACGCCACCGUCAAGAAGGCGUCGGGCGCGCUGAAGAUCGUGCACGAGCGGUUCGCCAAGAACGUGACGCUGUUCGAGGAGUACAAGGAGACGCUGUCGGACGCCAUGAAGUACAACGACCAGCUCAAGGGCCACCUGCACCGCCUGGCCGACGACCUGCACCCGCUGCGCGUGCGGGCGCUGUUCGAGGCCAUCCCCGACGAGGACCUGGACCUACUGGACAUCCAGGGCCGGCCCGAGGACCUAGUGGUGACCCACGUGGCUGUGCCGCCCGUGGCCAUCCGGCCCAGUGUGGAGAUGGACGGCGCCAGCAACGAGGACGACAUCACCAUGAAGCUCAUGCAGAUCAUCGAGGUGAACAACGUGCUGCGGCAGGGGCUGGAGAAGGGGCUGCCCAUAUCCAACCUCAUGGAGAACUGGGACUUCCUGCAGGUCCAGGCGGCCAUGCUCAUCAACAGCGACCUGCCGGGCCUGCCCGCGCAGUUCCAGAUGCCGGGCCGACCGCUCAGGGGCUUUGUGCAGCGGCUCAAGGGCAAGCAGGGUCGCUUCCGCGGCAACCUGUCGGGCAAGCGUGUGGACUUCAGCGGCCGUACAGUCAUCAGCCCCGACCCCAACCUGCAGAUCUUCCAGGUGUGUGUGCCUCAGCACAUGGCGGUGGUGCUGACCUACCCGGAGCGCGUCACCAGGCACAACGUGGAGAAGCUGCGGCAGCGCGUGCUCAACGGCAUCUCCACCUGGCCCGGCGCCAACUUCGUGGUGACGCCCGACGGCGACAAGCAGUUCCUCAAGUUCGGAGACCGGCGAAAGAUCGCCUCGGAGCUCAAGAUGGGCUACAUUGUGGAGCGGCACCUGGAGGACGGCGACGUCGUGUUGUUCAACCGCCAGCCCAGCCUGCACCGCAUCUCCAUCAUGGCAUUCAGGGCCAAGGUCCGCACCUGGCGCACGCUGCGCUUCAACGAGUGCGCCUGCUCGCCCUUCAACGCCGACUUCGACGGCGACGAGAUGAACCUGCACCUGCCGCAGACGGAGGAGGCGCGGGCGGAGGCGAACAACCUGAUGGGCAGUGUGCACAACCUGGCCACGCCCAAGAACGGCGACAUCAUGAUCCACGCCACGCAGGACUUCCUGACCUGCGCCUUCCUGCUGACCAGCAAGGACCGCUUCUACAGCCGCGCCGAGUUCUGCGGCCUGCUGGCCACCAUGGCCGACGGCCUGGAGCACAUCGACAUACCCACGCCCGCGCUCAUAAAGCCGCUGGAGCUGUGGACGGGCAAGCAGCUGUUCAGCUGCCUGGUGCGCCCCGCCGCGGGCUGCCGCGUGUUCGUGAACCUGGAGAUGGCGGAGAAGGUGUACACCAAGAAGGGCGAGCACAUGUGCCCCAACGACGGAUGGGUGUGCUUCCGCAACAGCGAGCUCAUCAGCGGGAGACUGGGCAAGGUGGUGUUGGGCGGCAGCAAGUCGGGUCUGUUCGGCACGCUCAACUGCGACUACAGCCCCUACGCCGCCGCCUCCGCCAUGAGCCGCCUGGCCAAGAUGGCGGCGCGGCACAUGGGCAACCGCGGCUUCUCCAUUGGCAUCGACGACGUGACUCCGGCGCCGGUGCUGGAGAAGGCCAAGGCGGAGACGGUGCAGAAGGGCUACAGCGACUGCACCGAGUUCAUCACCGCCUACCGCAAGGGUCAGCUGCAGCUGCAGCCCGGCUGCAACGCCGAGCAGUCGCUGGAGGCCAACAUGACGGGCGUGCUCAACAACAUCCGAGAGGUGGCGGGCAAGGUGUGCAUGGACACGCUGGACUACCACAACAGCCCGCUCAUCAUGUCGCAGUGCGGCUCCAAGGGCUCGCCCAUCAACAUCGCGCAGAUGGUGGCGUGCGUGGGCCAGCAGUCCGUGGGCGGCAAGCGCUGCUUCAACGGCUUCCGCGAUCGCACGCUGCCGCACUACCCGCGCGGCGACAAGACGCCCGCGGGCAAGGGCUUUGUGGCCAACUCCUUCUACAGUGGCCUGUGUGCCACGGAGUUCUGGUUCCACACCAUGGGCGGCCGCGAGGGGCUGGUGGACACAGCCGUUAAGACCGCAGAGACAGGCUACAUGUCCCGCCGCCUGAUGAAGGCUCUAGAGGACCUGUACGCGCACUACGACGCCACCGUGCGCAACGCGGCGGGCGGCAUCGUGCAGCUGCUGUACGGCGAGGACGGAAUGGACCCGGUGGCCAUGGAGGGCAAGGACGGCAAGCCGCUGGACUUUGGGCGGCUCAUGGCCAAGGUGCGCGCCACCACUCGGCGGCUGCCCAUGGCCGCGGGCGGCGCCACCGAGGUACCGCUGCCGGCGGCGCUGGAGGCGGCGGUGGCGGCGCAGCUGGCGCGGACCGAGCUGUCAGGAGUCCUGCUCAACGCCGCGGGACAGCCCGAGGCGGCGGCGGCAGGCGGCGGCGGCAAGGCGGGCAAGGGCGGCGCGGGUGCUGGAGCCAAGGCGGCGCAGGAGGGCAAGGGCGGGAGAGGAGGCGGCAAGGCGGGAGGUGGCGGUGGCACGCUGGAGCUGGGUGCGCCGUGGUGCAGCGAGGCGUUCCGCAAGGGGCUCAAGAGCUUCCUGGAGGGGCAGGUGGCCCAGUACCGCGCCGCGCGCAAGCGGCUGGGUCUGGAGGAGGAUGCCCGCGGCGCCGCGCUGGCCGAGUACGUGGCGGGCCAGGACGGCCUGACGCGGCCGCAGCUGGAGGCCUUUGUUGCCAUGUGCCUGGCCAAAUACGCCACCAAGCGCAUCGACCCGGGCUCCACGGUGGGUGCGGUUGGCGCUCAGUCCAUUGGCGAGCCGGGUACGCAGAUGACGCUCAAGACCUUCCACUUCGCGGGUGUGGCCAGCAUGAACGUGACGCUGGGGGUGCCGCGUAUCAAGGAGAUCAUCAACGCCGCCCGCACAAUAUCCACGCCCAUCAUCAAGGUGGCUCUGGCGGUGGACAACGACGUGAAGGCGGCGCGGCUGGUGAAGGGGCGGCUGGAGAAGACCACGCUGGGGCAGGUGGCGAGGCACAUCAAGAUCGUGCUCAAACCCGGCCGCGUGGCGGGCGGCAGCCUGGCUGGCAGCCCCGACCUGUCGCCGGCGCUGUCCCCGGGGGGCCCCGACGGCGGCACGGGGGCGUACGGCGGCGGCACCAGCGGCCCGCGCAUCCAUGGCGAGGCCGCGAUCUCCAUCCGCCUGGACAUGAGCACCAUCGAGGCCCUGCAGCUGGACAUUGACGGACACACAGUCAAGUACUCUAUCCUGGCACACCCCAAGCUCAAGCUCAAGGAGCAGCACGUGCGCGCAGUGGCCCAGGACAAGGUGCUGGUGUACCCGCCCGACGCCUCCAGACAGGGGCUGCUGUUCUGCCUGGAGGGGCUGCUGGCCAAACUGUCCAAGGUGAUUGUGAUGGGCAUCCCCACAGUGGAGCGCGCCGUCAUCACCAAGGAGAAGGGCGACAAGUACGCACUGCUGGUGGAGGGCACCAACGUGCAGGCGGUGCUGGGCACACUGGGCGUGGCGGGCACACACACCACCACCAACCACAUCAGCGAGAUCGAGAAGUUCAUGGGCAUCGAGGCCGCCCGCUCCGCCAUCAUGUCUGAGAUCAAGUACACCAUGUCCAGCCACGGCAUGUCCAUCGACGACCGACACAUCAUGCUGCUGGCAGACUGCAUGAGCUACAAGGGCGAGGUGCUGGGCAUCACGCGCUUCGGCAUUGCCAAGAUGAAGGACAGCGUGUUGCACACGGCCUCCUUCGAGAAGACCGCCGACCACCUGUUCGACGCCGCCAUUCACGGCCGCGUGGACGAUGUGGUGGGGGUGUCGGAGAGCAUCAUCAUGGGCAUCCCCAUGCCCACAGGCACAGGGCUGUUCCGCAUCCGACACAACGUGGCGGGCCAGGUGGGAGCCCUGUUCGAGCGGCCGCUGCCGCUGCUGUCCUACUCCAACGCAAGCCUGGACAGACACGUGGCGGCGCCAGCGGCGGCGGCGCCAGCCAGCCCCACCGCGGCGGCGGCGGACGGCACAGGCGGCGGCGGCGGCGCGGCCCCCAUGGCUGUGGACGGUGCCGCGCAGGGGUGACCCCGGCACCUGCCCCACGGCCGCACGCACCGGUCUGACUGCUGCUAAGUGAAGGUGUUGGAGAUGUGGUGAGGUGUGGUCAGGUGUGGUCAGGUGUGGAGGCGCAUCUCGUGGAGAGCGGUGGUGCAGGAGCUGUGUGGCGGCGGGGCCAGGGGGCGCGGCGGUGGGGAGCGGCGGCGGACAUGGCGGGGUUUGCUGUGGGCGGAGCUGGGCCGGGCGUGUAUGUGUGUGUACAUGUAGGUCGUGCACGUGUGCGUGUAUGCGUGUACGCGAGGGCGGGCGUUUGGAAAGUGCGGCGGCGGCGGCAUAUGCCGCUGCUCUGUGCCCUGUGUCCAGGACGGUCCGGGCUCCUGCGCCUGGCCCGACCGACUGUGGGCGGGCGGCGCGGGCCCUGUGCCUGAAGCGGCAGCUGGAAUCGUUUGGCUAUUGUAUGUGCGUACCUACACGUAGGGGCAGUAGCAGGAGCAGAGCGAUGCAGUGUUGUGCACGGGAGCCGCCAGGGGCGGCGGUGGGCGCAACGGAGCGGCCCGUGCACCCGCAGGCGUCUAUAUUGCCUGGAGUGGCGUUGGACGUGGUGCAGGUAGGGGUUGAGGUUGUUGGCGCGGCACGGGCGUCUGCAAGGCUGGGAGGAGUGGAGGAGUCAUUGGAAUGUGUCGGGACUCGGCAGGACAGGGCUGCAAGGCUCAGGGGAAACGCCGGCGAGUGUGGCUCAUGAUGGGGACGGCUCCGAGUCUGAGGUACUGGUGGGCUAGGCAGCAGGUACUGGCUUGAAACCAUGUGGGGAUGUGGCGGACGCCGCAAGACUGGCGGAGCUGGCCGUGGGGGACGGCUGGGAUUGGCAGAGGUGUGGCCGGGGAGUGGCAAGUGUUGUUUGCAAGCUGAGGGGGGGCACGGCGGCCCCGUUGCCUAGGCGGAGCCGCUUGUGGCCGUGUGGCGUCCGCACGUUGCCUGGCGCGAUGUGCUUGAAACGUGCUGAGCACAUACAGGGCUUGUGUGAGAUGCAUGCUGCUGCCCGCCACCCUGUAAACACCAGGAUACACGCGAGUGCGACGCGGUGGUGGCAAUGUGAGGUUGGAGAUAAUC
This is a messenger RNA of Chlamydomonas reinhardtii, 5900 nucleotides long. RefSeq lists its product as uncharacterized. Bases 213 to 4817 code for a protein of 1534 amino acids. The transcript is spliced from 35 exons. Gene Ontology annotation, biological process: DNA-templated transcription. Gene Ontology annotation, molecular function: DNA-directed RNA polymerase activity; DNA binding. Lineage: Eukaryota; Viridiplantae; Chlorophyta; Chlorophyceae; Chlamydomonadales; Chlamydomonadaceae. The record is from RefSeq and is a predicted model, not a curated record.